Messenger RNA from Penicillium brevicompactum, 939 nucleotides. RefSeq names its product class I SAM-dependent methyltransferase. Lineage: Eukaryota; Fungi; Ascomycota; Eurotiomycetes; Eurotiales; Aspergillaceae. Gene Ontology annotation, biological process: ubiquinone biosynthetic process. The transcript has 2 exons. Gene Ontology annotation, molecular function: methyltransferase activity. The record is from RefSeq and is a predicted model, not a curated record. The coding region runs from base 1 to 939 and encodes 312 amino acids.
AUGUCUAUGUCCAACUCCGCCUGGCGCGCUUUGCACUACAGUGCAAAGCGUCGUGCUUUCCAGCCUGUUACCCCGUACCGCUGUUUCUCCUGCGCCAGCCGCAUCCAGCAGAACAAGUCCGAGAAUGACCGCAUGACACACUUCGGCUUCACCAAUGUCCCAGAGUCAGAGAAGGAGACGCGAGUUGGCGCUGUCUUCAGCUCCGUCGCAGCCUCCUACGACCGCAUGAACGAUCUCAUGUCCCUGGGCAUCCACCGCCUCUGGAAAGACCACUUCGUGCGAUCCCUAAACCCAGGCUCGUGCCUCCCCGCCCUGACCGCCGACAAACCCGGCUGGAACAUCCUUGACAUCGCCGGCGGGACCGGCGACAUCGCGUUUCGGAUGCUUGACCACGCCACGAAUAUCAACCACGACAUGGAGACUCGCGUCACGAUCAGUGAUAUCAACGCUGAUAUGCUGGCUGAGGGUCGCAAGCGCUCCCUCGAUACCCCCUACUACAACACCAAGCGAUUGGACUUCAUCGAAGCGAACGCCGAACACAUGCCGCAUAUCCCGGACGCCUCGGUGGAUCUCUACACUGUUGUUUUCGGUAUCCGAAACUUCACGGACAAGCAGGCUGCGUUGAAUGAGGCGUACCGUGUUCUCAAGCCCGGUGGUGUCUUUGCCUGCAUGGAGUUCAGCAAGGUCGAUAACCCUGUGCUGGAUGGAAUCUACAAGCGCUGGAACUUCAGUGCUAUUCCUCUUAUUGGACAGGUUGUUGCGGGUGAUCGAGACAGCUACCAGUAUCUGGUUGAGAGCAUUGAGCGCUUCCCCAGCCAGGAGGAGUUCAGGGGCAUGAUCCAAAAGGCUGGAUUCAUGAUUCCUGGCCAGGGCUUCGAGAACCUUACUGGUGGAAUCGCUGCCAUUCACAAGGGUAUCAAGCCAAUUUCCAAGGCUUAA